AUGGCACCCUCCGCACUCGACCCGCAAGAUUCCCCCUCUACCACCCCUCGUCCACGAAUCCUCAUCCCCGAAAAAGUCUCCCCAGACGGUCUCGCCCUCCUAAGUCCCCACUUUCAAAUAGACCAACCAAAGAACCUCACCGCGGAAGCUCUCCUCGAGAUAAUCCCUCAAUAUCACGCUCUAAUCAUCCGCUCCGAGACGAAAGUCACAGCCUCCCUCCUCGCUUCCGCGAAGAACCUAAAGGUCGUAGCGAGAGCAGGUGUAGGCGUAGACAAUGUCGACGUUGAAGCCGCGACUUCACAUGGAAUCAUUGUAGUCAAUAGUCCGAGUGGGAAUAUCGUUGCGGCGGCGGAGCAUACGAUUGCGUUGCUGAUGGCGGUAGCGAGGAAUAUACCAGCCGGUGAUCGCUCGCUUCGUAACGGGGAGUGGGAGAGGGGAAAGCUGGUAGGGACUGAGGUUGGAGGGAAGACUUUAGGAAUCAUUGGAUUAGGCAAGGUGGGCAUGAAGGUGGCACGCAUGGCAACAGGAUUAGGUAUGAAAGUCCUCGCCAUGGACCCCUACGCCUCGCCCGAGCUCGCCUCCUCCGCAUCCGUAACCCUCGUCGAGAACCUCAGUGAUCUCCUCCCUGCCGUGGAUUUCCUCACCAUCCACACGCCGCUCAUCGCCAGCACCCUCGAUCUCAUCUCCCACGCCGAACUCGCUCUCAUGAAGCCCACCGCCAAGGUCCUGAAUGUCGCCCGAGGAGGCAUCUACAACGAACCCGCCCUCCUCUCCGCUCUCAACUCGGGAAUAAUCUCAGGAGCAGCCCUCGAUGUCUUCACCUCCGAGCCACCCACCCCCAGUUCCGCAGCUGAAGCCCUCGCCCGCCAUCCCAAGGUCGUAGCGACACCCCACCUCGGCGCCUCCACCAUCGAGGCACAAGAGAACGUCUCCCUAGACGUCUGCACACAAGUCCUGACCGUCCUCUCCGGCGGACUCCCAACCUCAGCCGUCAACGCGCCCCUCAUCCUGCCCGAGGAGUAUCGGAAGCUGCAGCCGUUUGUGGAGCUGGUGGAGAAGAUGGGGAGUUUGUACACGCAGCUUUUUGGGCGGAAGGCACGAGGGGGGAAGAGGUUCGAUUUGGUGUAUGAGGGGGAGUUGGCGGGGGUGGGGAAUACGAGGCCGCUUUUUGCGGCGUUGGUGAAGGGGUUGGUGAGGAGUGUUAGUGUGAGUGAGGGAAGGGAUGUGAAUAUUGUUAAUGCGGGGUUGAUUGCGAAGGGGAAGGGGAUUGUGGUUAGUGAGGUUCAUAAGGGGGUUAGUGAGGAGUUGGUUUAUGCUAGUCUGGUGACUUUGAGGGCUACUGGUGUUGGUGGGGAGGGGGUGGGUGGAAGUGCAAGUGGGAGUGCAAGUGGAGGUGGAGGUGUUAUCUCUGGCUAUGUAUCUGGGAAGCAGGGAUAUAUCUCGCGUCUUGAUCGCUUUAGUUCCUUUUUUGUGCCGCAGGGGACCCUUGUGGUGCUCCAUAAUUAUGAUCGUCCUGGGAAGAUUGGGGGGGUGGGGAAUAUUUUGGGGAGGCAUGGGGUGAAUAUUAGGUUUAUGAGUGUGGCUGCGCUUGAAGGGGGGACUGCUGGGGAGAGAGAAGGGGAAGGGGGUGAGAAGGAGGGAAAGGUGGAGGGAGGGGAUGGGGAGAAUGAGGCGUUGAUGAUUUUGGGUGUUGAGGUCAGUUUCUUUUCUUGGUUUUCUUUCUGUUCUUCUUAGGGAGGAAGGGGGGGCGGAGGCUGGGAUUGUUUAGCGAUGGAAGGGGGAUGGUGGAAGGUAAAUGGAAAUUGAUAUGAAUGCUGACAAGGAUAUAGGGAAUAGUUGAAAAGGAUGUAGAGGCGGAGUUGAGGGGUGAGAAGGGUAUUUUGGAUGUUAGUGUUGUGAGGCUUUAGCUUCGGCUUUACCAUUAGCCUUAGCUUUCACUAGAUAAAGCCUUGGGUUUUAUGGGACCAAGUGUGGUAUGCACUGUGGUAUGUUCUGGCUAGGAUGGGAUAGGAUAUGAUGGAAUUGGUUUCUUUAAUUUUGGGGUUGUUUUGAUGAGAAGAGGAAAAGAGAGGGAAGGAUAUAAUAGUGCAGUGCAGUGUAGUGCUAGUAUUGCUUUGCUGUGAGACGGACAGAGACACCGAGAGAGUUUGAG
Molecule: messenger RNA, 2152 nt
Organism: Hymenoscyphus albidus
Lineage: Eukaryota; Fungi; Ascomycota; Leotiomycetes; Helotiales; Helotiaceae
Source: the annotation of a GenBank genome assembly